AUGGCCUCAGACAAUACCUCCGUGGUCGGAAAGGUUGUUUUCAAAAGCGUUGAGCUCGGAAAUGUGGGGCUUAGCUGGUUUUUGCAGCUUUCUUUAGCGCAACAGAUCUCCCUCGUUAUACUGGCUCCCUUCGUUUACUCGAUCGUGUGGCAAUUCUGGUUUUCCCUUCGCAAGGACCGUGUGCCAUUGGUCUUCUACUGGAUUCCCUGGGUUGGUAGUGCCGUUAACUAUGGUAUGAGACCUUAUGAGUUUUUCGCCGAGUGCCAGCAGAAAUAUGGGGAUGUUUUCUCCUUCAUGCUGCUGGGACGCGUAAUGACCGUCUACUUGGGCCCCAAAGGCCACGAGUUUGUCUUGAAUGCGAAGCUCGCCGACGUUUCUGCCGAAGCAGCUUACACGCACUUAACCACACCCGUGUUUGGCAAAGGUGUUAUUUACGACUGUCCUAACAGCAAGCUAAUGGAGCAGAAAAAGUUCGUGAAAGGCGCGCUUAGUACCGAUUCAUUCCGCUCUUAUGUUCCCAAAAUCGCUGAUGAGAUUCACCAGUACUUCCGCAAUUCCAAGAACUUUCUCGUGAACUCCAAAACUGAGGGUGUCGUCAACGUCAUGGAAAGUCAGCCAGAAAUGACCAUUUUCACGGCUUCGCGCUCACUCCUUGGUGAAGAAAUGCGUCAGAUGCUAAACACUGACUUCGCUUAUCUGUACUCUGAUCUGGAUAAAGGCUUCCAGCCCAUCAACUUUGUAUUCUCCAAUUUACCAUUGGAUCACUACCGUAAGCGUGACAACGCCCAGAGAACCAUCAGCGCCACAUACAUGAAACUGAUUCAGAAAAGAAGGGCUAACAACGAUAUAAAAGAUAGAGAUUUGAUAGACUCGUUGAUGAAAAGCUCUACAUACAAGGAUGGCACACCCAUGACCGACCAAGAAAUUGCUAAUUUGCUCAUCGGUGUUUUGAUGGGUGGUCAGCACACUUCUGCUGCUACUUCUGCUUGGUUUUUGCUUCAUUUGGCAGAAAGACCAGACUUGCAGGAGGCCCUAUACAAAGAGCAAAUGGACGUUUUACAGGGCGGAAAAGAAGAAUUGACUUAUGAUCUUCUGCAAAAAAUGCCUUUGUUGAACCAAACUAUUAAAGAGACUUUAAGAAUGCACCACCCACUUCACUCCUUGUUCCGUCAAGUCACGAGAGACCUUGCGGUUCCGACCACGCCUUAUGUGGUUCCAAAGGGCCACUAUGUCUUGGUCUCUCCUGGCUAUUGCCAUUUGCAAGACGAAUUUUUCCCCAAGGCCAAUACUUUCGAUCCAUACCGCUGGAACAACGACUACCAGUCCUCCUACGCCACUGGUGAAGAAGUGGAUUACGGUUUUGGUUCUAUCUCUAAAGGAGUUUCUUCUCCAUACCUGCCCUUUGGCGGUGGUAGACAUAGAUGUAUCGGAGAACACUUUGCUUACUGUCAGCUUGGCGUAAUUCUAUCCGUUUACAUUAGAACCAUGACAUGGGAAUUUACUCCCAAAAUGAAAGGUGUACCAAAGUCCGAUUUCCAAAGUAUGGUUACCUUACCAGAGUGUCCGGCCGAAAUUCAAUGGAAGAAAAGGGCAGCUGAACAGAAAAUUUAA
Lachancea dasiensis is the source of this 1611-nucleotide messenger RNA. Lineage: Eukaryota; Fungi; Ascomycota; Saccharomycetes; Saccharomycetales; Saccharomycetaceae. The record is from the annotation of a GenBank genome assembly.